CUCUUUUCCAUAGAUGCUGCGUGGCCUGCUGAGCUCCUCCAGUAUUUUGUGUGUGUUGCUUCCUCUACCUCCUCUUGCUCUGGACUUUUCUACCGAUAUUUAAGAAGUGGAGCAAGGGAUUCAAUCAACCGUCCUUCCUACUCAGACUGUGGGGAGGGAUUCUCUCGGUCAUCUGACCAACUCGCAAGCCCGUCACUUUACACAGGAGAAAGGCCUUUCACCUGCUCAGACAGUGGGAAUGGAUUCACUCGGUUAUCACAAUUGAAGGUACAUCAGCAAGUUCACACUGGGCAAGGCCAUUCACCUGUUCUGUGUGUGAGAAAAGGUUUAGUUGGUCAUCCCACCUGUGGACACACCAAUCAGUUCACACCACACUGAGCAGAGGCUGGUCAUCUGCUGAAUUUCUGGGAAAGGAUUCACUCAGUCAUCUGACCUAAUGGCUCACCAGCCACUUCACACUGGGGAGAAGCCGUUCACCUGCUCUGUCUGUGGGAAGGGAUUCACUCAGUCAUCUGCCCAACAGAGACAUCAGCGAGUUCACAGUGGAGAGUGGCCGUUCACCUGCUCAGACUGUGGGAAGAGAUUCACUAAUUUAUCCAACCUACAGAGACAUCAGCGAGUUCACACUGGGCAGAGGCCGUUCACCUGCUCAGUCUGUAGGAAGAGAUUCACUCAUUUAUCCAGCCUACAGAGACAUCAGCGAGUUCACAGUGGAGAGAGGCCGUUCACCUGCUCAGAAUGUGGGAAGGGAUUCACUCAGUCAUCCCACCUACAGAGUCACCAGCAAGUUCACACCGGGGAGAAGCCGUUCACCUGCUCAGUCUGUGGGAAGGGAUUCACUCAGUUAGCUAACCUACAGAAUCACCUGCGAGUUCACACUGGGGAGAGGCCAUUCACUUGCUCAGUCUGUGGGAAGGAAUUCACUCAUUUAUCCAACCUACAGAGACAUCAGCGAGUUCACAGUGGAGAGAGGCCGUUCACCUGCUCAGAAUGUGGGAAGGGAUUCACUCAGUCAUCCCACCUACAGAGUCACCAGCAAGUUCACACCGGGGAGAAGCCGUUCACCUGCUCAGUCUGUGGGAAGGGAUUCACUCAGUUAGCUAACCUACAGAAUCACCUGCGAGUUCACACUGGGGAGAGGCCAUUCACCUGCUCAGUCUGUGGGAAGGGAUUCACGCAGUUAGCUAACCUACAGAAUCACCUGCGAGUUCACACUGGGGAGAGGCCAUUCACUUGCUCAGUCUGUGAGAAGGAAUUCACUCAUUUAUCCAACCUACAGAGACAUCAGCGAGUUCACACUGGGGAGAGGCCGUUCACCUGCUCAGUCUGUGGGAAGAGAUUCACUAAUUUAUCCAGCCUACAGAGACAUCAGCGAGUUCACAGUGGAGAGAGGCCGUUCACCUGCUCAGAAUGUGGGAAGGGAUUCACUCAGUCAUCCCACCUACAGAGUCACCAGCAAGUUCACACCGGGGAGAAGCCGUUCACCUGCUCAGUCUGUGGGAAGGGAUUCACUCAGUUAGCUAACCUACAGAAUCACCUGCGAGUUCACACUGGGGAGAGGCCAUUCACUUGCUCAGUCUGUGGGAAGGAAUUCACUCAUUUAUCCAACCUACAGAGACAUCAGCGAGUUCACACUGGGGAGAGGCCGUUCACCUGCUCAGUCUGUGGGAAAGGAUUCACUCUGUCAUCUACCCUACUGGUACAUCAGCGAGUUCACACUGGGGAGAGGCCAUUCACCUGCUCAGUCUGUGGGAAGGGGUUCACUCACUCUUACAACCUACAGAGACACCAGCGAGUUCACACUGGGGAGAGGCCGUUCACCUGCUCAGAAUGUGGGAAAGGAUUCACUCUGUCAUCUACCCUACUGGUACAUCAGCGAGUUCACACUGGGGAGAGGCCGUUCACCUGCUCAGUCUGUGGGAAGAGAUUCACUCAUUUAUCCAGCCUACAGAGACAUCAGCGAGUUCACACUGGGGAGAAGCCAUUCACCUGCUCAGUCUGUGGGGAGAGAUUCACUCAGUCAUUCACCUUACAGAGACACCAGCGAGUUCACACUAGAGAGAGGCCGUUCACCUGCUGAGAAUGUGGGAAAGGAUUCACACAGUCAUCCCACCUACUGGCACACCUCUCAGCUCACAAUGGGGAGUGGCCAUUGUUAUGCAUCCCUAGGUUUUGUUUGAUGUGGACUUUCAUUUUAAGAGAGAGAGAGGGAGAGAUUAAAAAGACAAAUCAGUCCAAUUUGCAGCUUGUUUACAUCGUGUGCAGCUUGUUUAGUUUUAACCAAGGACACAGACACUCAGAGACAGACAGAGACAAAGGAGGAAAAAUGGAAGGAUCGAAACCAGGGAACUAGUGGCCAAGGGUCACUGUUUGGAACUUUCCUUUGCUCACAA
This is a messenger RNA of Hypanus sabinus (Atlantic stingray), 2393 nucleotides long. Its product is annotated as gastrula zinc finger protein XlCGF26.1-like. The coding region runs from base 437 to 2080 and encodes 547 amino acids. Lineage: Eukaryota; Metazoa; Chordata; Chondrichthyes; Myliobatiformes; Dasyatidae. The transcript has 4 exons. Gene Ontology annotation, molecular function: RNA polymerase II cis-regulatory region sequence-specific DNA binding; DNA-binding transcription factor activity. Gene Ontology annotation, biological process: regulation of transcription by RNA polymerase II. The record is from RefSeq and is a predicted model, not a curated record.